CGAGAAAUAGUAUUGAAUACUAAUAAAAAUUAAGAUAUUCGCGCAAUAAUUUUUAUGGUUUCCGUAUUGCCGUCUUUGAACUUGAUAACCCAGCAUAAAUAAUGUUAUUGUUUUGAAUGAUAUAAUCUGUGCGAGCUGUAGCUGUUCUAAUGUAUUAGGGCCAAGUGGUCAUAAUUUGUGUGAAGUGAUGAAUUUAAUAUUCGUUCUGCUAAGUACUGUGGUUGUAAAUAUCUGUGGUGAAAAUUUAUUAUUUGAUGAUCGUGAUGUUGAAAUAGAUAAAAUUUUUGAUGAUUUACUUAACGGUGAUUACGAUACGAAUAUUGAAUAUGAUGAAAAAUAUCAAAUUAAAAAUGAAGUUCAAGAGGAACAGCCCCAAUUAUCAAAUGGCGUAUGGGAAUGCGGCAAUUGUACAGAUAUAGACGAAUCUAAGCUGUUAUUCAGCGACAAUUUAGACUUGGACACGAAUUAUAGUGAAAAUUUUGGAUUAGAAUUACAGAUUGGAUUUUCUGUUAACGAUAUGCGUUGUAUUACGAUAGAAACGGAAGAAAAUACUGUACGUCGAGUAUCAGGCGCAUGCGCGGGCGAUGAAGUUACUUUGAGUGUUACCCAAAGAAGUCAUUUCGAAGUGAAGAUUUAUAAAUAAUUUCUGAAUGACUCGCGUAGAGAAGGCUACUUAGUCUUGCGAUAUAAAUACAAAGAUAAUUUAUAUUGAACAAAUUAUCAAAUCAGAGAUUCAUUGAAACAAUACGAAUAUUAAAUAAAUGAUACAUACGAUAAUAAACAAUAAGGAAAUCGAGAAAAGACAAACCUUUAAA
This is a messenger RNA of Vanessa tameamea, 815 nucleotides long. RefSeq lists its product as uncharacterized. The transcript has 3 exons. The record is from RefSeq and is a predicted model, not a curated record. The coding region runs from base 188 to 643 and encodes 151 amino acids. NCBI's taxonomy places the organism in Eukaryota, Metazoa, Arthropoda, Insecta, Lepidoptera, Nymphalidae.